Gastrolobium bilobum is the source of this 2801-nucleotide messenger RNA. Its product is annotated as G-type lectin S-receptor-like serine/threonine-protein kinase At1g11330. Gene Ontology annotation, molecular function: protein serine/threonine kinase activity; ATP binding. The record is from RefSeq and is a predicted model, not a curated record. NCBI's taxonomy places the organism in Eukaryota, Viridiplantae, Streptophyta, Magnoliopsida, Fabales, Fabaceae. The coding region runs from base 20 to 2515 and encodes 831 amino acids. The transcript has 7 exons. Gene Ontology annotation, biological process: recognition of pollen; protein phosphorylation.
UUUUGAAUAUGUUGAAUUCAUGCCAGUAAUGGAUUUCAAAAGCUGCAAAAACUUGUUGUAUGUUUUUAUUUUCAUGAGUUGUUAUUUUUUAGAUGUUAAUGGUAUUGCCAAAGACAGCAUCACAUCAAUUCAAUUCAUCAAGGACCCUGAAACUCUUAGCUCCAAUAGUGGAAACUUUACCUUGGGGUUCUUCAGCACUGACUCUACAAAUCGCUAUGUAGGAAUUUGGUGGAAGUCCAACCUCACUGUCACAUGGGUGGCUAAUAGAAACCAACCAUUGAAUGAUUCUUCUGGGGUUGUUACGAUAUCUGAAGAUGGCAAUCUUGUGGUAUUGAAUGGGAAGAAACAGGUUGUUUGGUCAUCAAAUGUGUCCAAUAUUGCAUCCAAUUCUACUUCCCAACUUUCAGAUUAUGGAAGCCUUCUCUUGCUGGAAAGCACAACAGGAAACACCAUAUGGGAGAGUUUCAACCAUCCUUCAAAUACUUGGUUACCCCGUAUGAAAAUUACAAGCAACAAAAUAACAUGUGAGAAGGCAGAACUUACAUCAUGGAAAAGCCUUUCUGAUCCAUCCAUUGGAAGCUUUUCUUUCAGUGUUGAACGCCUAAAGAUUCCUGAACUGUUCAUUCUGAAUGGAACUCAACCAUACUGGCGCAGUGGUCCAUGGAAUGGUCAGGUUUUUAUAGGGGUAUUAAACAUGGAAACUGCGUAUCUUAAUGGUGUUCAUGUUGAAGAUGAUGGGAAUGGAACAGUUGAAAUAUCUUUCACAGCAUAUGGGAGGGGACUCGUAAUGUCUACCUUGUAUCCCCAAGGCCAAUAUGUGCAAAAAAAUUGGGAUGAUGAGAAGGAGCAAUGGCAAGUUACAUGGACUAGCCACCAAUCAGAUUGUGAUGUUUAUGGUAUAUGUGGGGCAUUUGCAAGCUGUAGCUCCCAGGGCUCACCAAUAUGUAGCUGUUUGAAAGGGUUUGAGCCAAGGAACAAAGAGGAAUGGAAUAGGCAAAACUGGACUCGUGGAUGUGUUAGAAGCACACCUCUGCAAUGUGAAAGGACCAACAAUCAAAACACAAGUGUGGACAGUAAUAAAGCAGAUGGGUUUUUGACAUUGCAGAUGAUCAAAGUUCCUGAUUUUGCACAAGGGUCAUCUGUUACACAAGACACAUGCAGAAGCGGGUGCUUGGAGAAUUGCUCUUGCAUUGCAUAUGCAUAUGAUGAUGAAAUUGGCUGUAUGUCUUGGAAUGGGAAUCUAAUUGAUAUACAACAAUUCCCAAGUGGAGGAAUUGAUCUUUACGUUCGUGUAGCCUAUACAGAACUUGGUAUGACAGAUAAAGAGAGAAACAUAAAAGUCAUCAUUACAGUUACAAUUACAGUUACAAUGAUAAUAGGAACUUUCGUAUUUGUCACUUGUGCAUAUGUCAUUUGGAGAAGGGCUUUGCAUCUAGGUGAAACAUCUGAAUCGGAAGAACACACAAACGACAAAGUAAUUGGAGAAUUAUCACAAGCUAAGCUACAAGAGCUAUUACAAUUUAGCUUUGAAAAGCUUGCAACUGCCACAAACUACUUCCACUUAUCAAACAAACUUGGCCAGGGUGGUUUCGGUGCAGUAUACAAGGGAAAACUGCAAGAUGGUAAGGAAAUAGCAGUUAAAAGACUUUCUAGAGCAUCUGGACAAGGGCUAGAAGAAUUCAUGAAUGAAGUUGUAGUGAUAUCUAAGCUUCAACAUCGCAAUCUUGUAAGGCUUCUAGGCUGCUGUAUUGAAGAAGAGGAAAAGAUGUUGAUAUACGAGUACAUGCCAAACAGAAGUUUGGAUGCAUUUGUGUUUGAUCCAUCAGAAAAUAAACUCUUGGAUUGGAGAAAGCGCUUUAGCAUAAUAGAAGGAAUAGCUAGAGGAUUGCUUUAUCUCCACAGAGAUUCCAGGCUAAAAAUCAUACAUAGAGAUUUGAAGGCAAGUAAUAUCUUGCUAGAUGAGGAACUAAAUCCAAAAAUAUCAGACUUUGGUAUGGCAAGAAUCUUUGGAGGCAGUGAAGAUCAGGGAAAUACCCAAAGGGUUGUGGGAACAUAUGGCUAUAUGUCCCCUGAAUAUGCAAUGCAAGGAGUGUUUUCAGAGAAAUCAGAUGUCUUUAGCUUUGGAGUUUUGCUACUAGAGAUUGUUAGUGGAAGAAAAAACUCAAGUUUGUAUGACAAUGAGAAUUCUCUUACCCUCUUGGGACUUGUCUGGAUACAAUGGAAGGAAGAAGAUGUUUUAUCUUUAGUGGAUCCAGGAAUAUAUGAUCCUAGCCUUGAAAAGCAUAUUAUGAGGUGCAUACACAUAGGACUUCUGUGUGUACAAGAAUUUGCUGCAGACAGGCCCAAUAUGGCUGCAGUAAUUUCUAUGCUUAACAGUGAGAUUGUGGAUCUUCCUCCUCCAAGGCAACCUGCAUUCAUCCUGAGGCAGAUUAUGCUUAGUUCACUAUCGUCUGAUGAAAGCCUUAGAUUGCAUUCCAUCAACAAUGUUAGUAUUACAGACAUCCAUGGCAGAUAGCAAACUUGGAGCUCUCGUGAAAAUUUCGAAGGUGACCUCAAGGGUGGGAGUGCCCAAGACCUUAUAAACUCCACAUUAGUUGCACAUAUAACCAAUGUGGGACUAUAUAUCUCAACACGCCCCCUCACACGAGAGCCCUUUGGGCUUAGUGUGGAAAUGCAACAGGCUUAGCCUACCUGUGUUAAGAAACUCCACAAGAGAAAGAGUGGGGGACGACAAGACUCUGAUACCAUGUAAAGAACCUUGGGAUACACCACCCCAAAAGCUAGCUCAAAGGGUAGGAGUG